This is a messenger RNA of Fundulus heteroclitus (mummichog), 1174 nucleotides long. RefSeq lists its product as uncharacterized. The record is from RefSeq and is a predicted model, not a curated record. Bases 341 to 1168 code for a protein of 275 amino acids. The transcript has 2 exons. NCBI's taxonomy places the organism in Eukaryota, Metazoa, Chordata, Actinopteri, Cyprinodontiformes, Fundulidae.
AAAUGUAUUAUACUUUAUAUGAUAUUCAGUUCAAUCAAAUGUUUUAUUUUUGCAAUAUUGUAAGUUCUUCUGUUUCUAUUGUCCUGUAUUCAGUGUAUUUCAGGUGCCAAGUUCUUCUGAAAGGUAUGUAUAGUAUUACACAAUAUAAACUACAGGUAAGUUUCAAACUGUUAUGUAUUACAUCAGUUGUUGUUCCAGUUCUUCCAGUUCCACUCUUGCAUUUUUUUUAUUUAUUCAAGGGUUGGGGUGUCCUAUGUUGCCAUGAUCAGAGUAAAAAAAAAGUUUUGCCUUUCUCAGGUAUUUGUCUGUCAUUGGCUUUGUCAUCAACAUCGACACAUUGAUGCUAAUGGUUCCUGAACUGCUCCAAAUUCAGCAGUACGUCCUCACAUACCGGUUCAGCCAAGAUCAUUUGGAGCUCCUAUUUAAUUCAGUCAGAGCAUCAGGUGGCUGGAAUAACAAUCCCUCUGCAAGCCAGUUCCAGUCCAUCUUCCGCCGUCUGAUGGUUCGGUGCGGUGUCUCACCUAGUGACACAGGAAAUGUGGCACCCCAAGAUAACACUGUGUCCCUGUCUGCUGUGGAGAUGUCCUCUGCUGAAACUGCUGAGGAUCACCCGUCUCCAUUUGUCAACAUUUUGGCUGUUGUGUGUGACCACAGCUAUCUUCCAACUAAGUUUGGUGGUCUAGUGGAAAAUGCUCUGGUCUACAGAGCAGGAUUUGUAGUCCGCCAGAUUCUGCGACAACUAGGCUGUGAUGUGUGUCGGGCAAGUUUGAUCAGAGAAGCUGUACCCUCUUCAGUUGAUGAGAGCUACCACCUGCUUACUCUGAAAAACAAUGGUGGCCUAGUGAUUCCCUCACAAGGAACAGUGAAAGUGCUGAGGGCUGCAGAGAGGGUGAUUCGCAGAGCUUCAACAAAGCAACCCCCAAAGGUGUCGACUGUCACCCACAUUGUCCGUGAAGAGAUUGGGACAGAGGAUGUGUUCUUGCUUGGGCAACACAUUGAGGACACGCAAUUUGGCAUUGACAACCAUCAUUCCAACUUGUUGUCAUUGGUUGUGUCUGUAUUUAUGAAGAUAAGGCUGCACCACAUUGCCAAAGUCACCACUCAUGAACUCCAGAAGGGGAACACAAGAAAAAAGCUCAGCAAAACAGUCCUUUUUCAGGGCUUUUAGCUAAUA